AUGGCUCCUGCAGACAUUCGCUUCAAGCUGAACACCGGCGCUGAGAUUCCGGCAUUGGGCUUGGGUACCUGGCAAUCUGCUCCCGGCGAGGUCGCCCGUGCCGUGAGCCAUGCCAUCAAGGUCGGCUACCGACACAUUGACACGGCGCUCUGCUAUGGCAACGAGCACGAGGUAGGCCAGGGCAUCAAGGAAGCCAUUGACGCUGGGAUAGUCAAGCGUGAGGAUCUGUUUGUCACGACCAAGCUGUGGUGUUCGUACCACGCCAAGGUCGAGGAGGGUCUGGAGGCGAGCUUGAAGAACCUGGGUCUCGACUACCUGGACCUGUAUCUCAUGCAUUGGCCCCUGGCUAUGAACCCUAAUGGCACUCACCCCAUUUUCCCCAAGCUGCCGGACGGCUCGCGGGACAUCGUCCAUAGCCAUAGCCAUGUGACUACCUGGAAGAGCAUGGAAAAGCUUGUCGGCACUGGCAAGGUUAGGGCUAUCGGUGUCUCCAACUACAGCCUCAAGUAUCUGGAGGAGCUGCUGCCCCAGGCCACCGUUACCCCCGCUGUCAACCAGAUCGAGAACCAUCCCUCGCUUCCACAACAGGAGAUUGUCGAUUUCUGCAUCCAAAAGGGCAUCCACAUCACUGCCUACAGUCCCCUGGGCAGCACUGGCAGCCCGCUGUUCACAGCCAAACCCAUUGUCGAGGUUGCCGAGAAGCGUGGUGUGACCCCAGCCACAGUCCUGCUCAGCUGGCACAUCGCUCGCGGCUCAUCCGUCCUCGCCAAGUCUGUCACCCCAGCUCGCAUCGAGGCCAACCGCAAGGACCUGAUCAAUCUGGAUGCCGAAGAUGUGGCCACCAUCAAGAAGUACUCAGACGAGCUGGCCGCCUCGAACUCCUUCCAGCGCUUCGUGUACCCGCCCUUCGGCGUGAACUUCGGCUUCCCCGAUAAGCAGUGA
This is a messenger RNA of Penicillium macrosclerotiorum, 942 nucleotides long. RefSeq names its product putative glycerol dehydrogenase. Lineage: Eukaryota; Fungi; Ascomycota; Eurotiomycetes; Eurotiales; Aspergillaceae. Gene Ontology annotation, molecular function: aldose reductase (NADPH) activity. The transcript has 3 exons. Bases 1 to 942 code for a protein of 313 amino acids. The record is from RefSeq and is a predicted model, not a curated record. Gene Ontology annotation, cellular component: cytosol.